Molecule: messenger RNA, 888 nt
Organism: Triticum aestivum (bread wheat)
Lineage: Eukaryota; Viridiplantae; Streptophyta; Magnoliopsida; Poales; Poaceae
Product: dnaJ homolog subfamily B member 12
Exons: 1
Coding region: 16-570 (184 amino acids)
Source: RefSeq, a predicted model, not a curated record
GAGCUGGGCGUAAGAAUGCCACCACAGACUCCUGCAUCCUCACCCCCUAUAAAUCCACCGGCGUCUCAGCUCUCCUCGACGAGGACGGAUAACAGUGCAACGAAGAAGUACUCUGCUUUUGGAUCAAGAACUGAAGAACAGAGAUCGGAGAACCGAUCGAUGGCUACGUUCGCGACGUCGACGGCGGCGGUCAUGGGAUCGGCUCGCCCGGGGCGGGUGGCCGGGCCUCGGCGGUGCGUGGCGGCGCAGGCGUCCUCGACGAUUGCGGCGGUGGCCGUGGGGAGGACGCACUACGAGGUGCUCGGGGUGGGCUCCGGGGCCAGCAGGGGCGAGAUCAAGGCAGCGUACCGGCGGCUGGCGCGGGAGGUGCAACCGGACGCUGCUGUUGGCGGUGGCGAUGAGGGGUUCAUCCGGCUGCAUGCGGCCUACGCCACGCUGGCCGACCCCGACGAGCGCACGCGCUACGACCGGGACGUGGCCUGCCGCGCCGCGGGGAUGAUGAUGCGGCGGGCGGCUGUGGCCGGGCCGGCAUUCUGGCGGAGGACGUGGGAGACAGACCAGUGCUGGUAGGACGUACGGCCUGGCAAACGCGGCUGCCCUCCGGGACCCCAACCGGCGGCCGCCCGGUUUGCUCAGGCACGGCGCUGAGAUGGUCUUUCCGACUGCCUUGCAACGUACGAUCAGAUUGGACGGUGCAGAUUGGGUGACGCAGACGCGGGAGCUCUGUACACUGCAAGAGGCGUUUUUAAAGAUCUCUUGUGCGUCCGGUCAGCAAAAUGCAAAUAUGUACUGUAGCUCUCUUUGGUAAUAGGAGAAAUUAGUUACCUCCAUGUCGGGCGUUUAUUCCUCCAAAGUUGCCACAGUAUAAUAAUCCGUGUCAGUCAUUCC